AUGGCUGCCACUUAUGGGGACCUACGGCAUCUACUUCCUGGAAAUUACAAGCGCUUGAUCUCGGCCUGGUUGGAAGAGGACUGUCCUAGUCUGGAUUAUGGCGGCUUUGUCGUUGGCGAGACGGAGGGUGAGGCGCGUUUGCUGGGGAAGAGUCAAGGUAUCGUUGCUGGUGUUCCAUUCUUCGACGAGGUCUUCUCGCAAUUGGGUUGCUCGAUUGAAUGGCAUGUCAAAGAGGGAGAAUCCAUCACCCCAAUCACCACCUGUGCUACAGUCCGCGGCCCAGUCCGCAAAAUCCUCCUGGGCGAACGCGUAGCCCUAAAUAUCCUUGCCCGCUGCUCGGGCAUCGCCACAAAAUCCGCCAGACUAGUCGCCGCCGUACGGGCACAGGGCUGGACUGGCACCCUGGCUGGAACCCGUAAGACAACGCCCGGCUUCCGCGUUGUAGAAAAAUACGGAAUCCUGGUCGGUGGGGCUGAUCCUCAUCGGCAUGAUUUGAGCCAUAUGACUAUGUUGAAGGAUAAUCAUGUUUGGGCUUGUGCUAACAAUAGCGCUGCUGCUGAUGGCGGUGGUGGUGCUGCUGCUGGUCAGAAGGGGGCGCCUUCUAUCGAGGCUAUUGCUGCUGCUAUUCCUCGUGCUGUGGUUGCUGCUAAGGCUGCUGGUGGGUUUGCGACUAAGGUUGAAGUUGAGUGUCGGAGUGUUGAGGAAGCUAAUGCUGCUAUUGGGGCUGGGGCUGAUAUUAUUAUGCUUGAUAAUUUCACGCCUGAGGGUGUGCGCGAGGCUGCGAGGGUGUUGAAGGAGGAGUGGGUGGGUAAGCAGCGCUCUUUCUUGAUCGAGGUUAGUGGCGGCUUGACUGAGGAGAAUGCGGCGGCCUAUGCCUGUCCAGACGUGGAUAUAUUGUCCACGAGUUCCAUCCACCAAGGUACGGGCAUUGUGGACUUUUCGCUUAAGGUGUCAUUGCGGUGA
Penicillium taxi is the source of this 963-nucleotide messenger RNA. Its product is annotated as nicotinate-nucleotide diphosphorylase (carboxylating). Gene Ontology annotation, molecular function: nicotinate-nucleotide diphosphorylase (carboxylating) activity. Gene Ontology annotation, cellular component: cytoplasm. Bases 1 to 963 code for a protein of 320 amino acids. NCBI's taxonomy places the organism in Eukaryota, Fungi, Ascomycota, Eurotiomycetes, Eurotiales, Aspergillaceae. The transcript is spliced from 3 exons. Gene Ontology annotation, biological process: NAD+ biosynthetic process; quinolinate catabolic process. The record is from RefSeq and is a predicted model, not a curated record.